Messenger RNA from Solanum pennellii, 2330 nucleotides. RefSeq lists its product as uncharacterized. The coding region runs from base 241 to 1692 and encodes 483 amino acids. Gene Ontology annotation, molecular function: acetylglucosaminyltransferase activity. The record is from RefSeq and is a predicted model, not a curated record. Lineage: Eukaryota; Viridiplantae; Streptophyta; Magnoliopsida; Solanales; Solanaceae. The transcript is spliced from 4 exons.
AUUGCAUGUUGAGUAGCCUUUGUUAAAAGAAUUAUUAACUUUAUCGUGAAAUUUUUUAUCAAAUUUUAAUAUGAAUAUCAAACGCAUACCCUCACAUAUCAUCAUUUUGAUCUAUUUUUUCAGAUUUAUAUUCAAAUUCAGAAACACAAAACAAAAAAACAGAGAGAACCAAAAACUGAGAUCUGCUCACAAUACAGUUCGAUUUCCAUAGUUACAAUCAUCACUAUCAUAAUUUUCUCCAUGUUUAGUUCUUUGAACACAGUAGAAAUGCCUAUGGUUCCAAGAUUCAUUCAAACACAAAAUCGUCUCAAAGAUCUUCUCUUAAUCUUCUCCACACUUGUUAUCUUCUACCUCAUCUUCCUUCUUCAUCACAUCCAUACCCCCAAAACUUCCUUCAAUCCAAAUCCCAAUUUCUCCAAAACCCUUUCAAUUUCCACUAAUCUAUCAAUCUCACACCUCUUCUUCUCAAUUGCCGCUUCUUCUUCCUCUUUCUCUAACCGUCUCUCUUACAUUAACCUCUGGUACAAACCCAAUUCCACAAAUGCUGUCGUUUUCCUUGACGACCCGAUUUCCAUUUCUACCCUCUCUGUUUCAUCUCCCCCAAUUCUUGUUUCAUCGGAUACUUCUAAGUUUCCUUAUUCAUUCCCGGCGGGUCGUCGUUCGGCGAUUCGGAUUGCUCGUAUUGUUAAAGAUACUUUUGAUUUGGUUAAAAAUGUGAACUUGAAUGAUACCCGUUGGUUUGUUUUUGGGGAUGAUGAUACUGUUUUCUUUACGGAUAAUUUGGUUAGAGUUUUGUCGAAAUAUGAUUGUGAGAAGUGGUAUUAUGUUGGGUAUAAUUCGGAGAGUUUUGAGCAAAAUGAGAAGUAUUCAUUUGAUAUGGCAUUUGGAGGGGGUGGGUUUGCACUUAGUGCUCCAUUGGCUAAGGUUUUAGCUAGGGUUUUGGAUUCUUGUUUGAUUAGGUACCCUCAUUUGUAUGGAAGUGAUUCCAGGAUUUUUUCUUGUGUAGCUGAGCUCGGAGUACAUUUAACUCAUGAACCUGGAUUCCACCAGGUUGAUGUCCGAGGAAAUCUGUUUGGUAUCCUUGCUGCACAUCCAUUAUCACCUUUGUUAUCACUUCAUCACUUGGACGUCGUGGAGCCACUUUUUCCUGGCAUGACUAGGAUUCAAGCAGUGGACCAUCUCUUCCAAGCUGUCCAUGCUGAUCCAGCUAGGAUUUUGGAACAAACUGUGUGCUAUGACAAGUCCAAUUUACUGACCGUUUCAGUUGCAUGGGGUUAUGCCGUUCAGGUGUUUGAAGGGAAUCAACUUCUUCCAGAUCUUCUCUCGCUGCAGCGAACAUUUACACCAUGGAAAAGGGGUAAAAAUGUUUCCGCAAGCUAUAUGCUCAACACUAGAGUCAAUCCUAGUGAUCCAUGCAAAAAACCUGAUGUGUUCUUCUUGAAAAAGGUGCUUUCUAGUAUAGAUGGCAUAUGGACUGAGUAUACAAGACACAGUGUUGGGAAUUGUGUUAGAAGAAAUCCUACAAAAAAGUUGGUAAAUAUAAGGGUCUUCUCGCAGAAGUUAGACUUCGAUGUUGAACAGUUGAAGGCACCUCGCCGACCAUGCUGUGACAUUUCAGCACCUAUCAAUGAGACGAUGAUAGUUGGUAUUAGACAAUGUGGGCAUGAUGAGUUGAUCUCAAUGCAGACUUAAAUGAUACUUAAAAUUGCUCGACAAACGGCCUGUCAAUCCAUGGUUUGGACGAGCGGAGGGUUAUGCAGUCUCUUGAUAGAACUCUCUCUUCCGAUUUCUGAAUUUUAUAAGAAGAAUGUUGGCUGGCGUUGAAACUUGAAGUUAGUAACUCAUAUCGUCUGGGCUCUCUUGCUACCACGGUAGCACCUAGUGUGGUCAACACCAAUCGCGUUAGGGCAACAAAGCUUACACUCAUUCACAUUGGUUCAUCCUGCUAUGCCCGAGGCCUCUUGCUCUUCUUAAGAUAAAGGUGGCUGGCCAUUGUCAAAACCCAGGAAUCCUAGUCCUAUCAAAUCCAAGAAAUAUGGGCUUGCCUGUCAUCCAUAUCCAUGUUGUCUUUAAAGAAACAUGACAUCAUUAGUGUGUGAUAAAUAUUAAUGCAUCUCAAACAUCUAUUUCAGGGAGAAGAAAGACUCUCCGAAUCUGUUAAAAUAAAUUUCUCCUAGAGAAAUGAUAACUACCAGAGGCACAGAAAGGAUACAUGGAACUUCAAUGUGUUUGAGAGAGACGUAAACACAUGACAUUAGUUCCAACUUUCUAUGAAACUUUGGCCGUGUUUGAUUUCUCUCUGUCAAAUUAUUAGUUGCAAGAUCCAUCAA